UCCAUGGGGCAGACGAAUGAAUGAAAGUCCAGAGGAUCAUUGAGUGAGAUUAAUAGAUUAUUGCAGCAUAAAAUAAUACUAAUAAUGAUAAUAAUGAGUCAAUGGAUUAAGAGAGAGGAUUACAGAUGGUGAUUGUAGUGAGAAAGUAAAGAAGAUCCAGCUGAUUCAAGAUUGAAAAGAAAGCAUCUAAGGAGGAAAUAAAAACACACAGAAGCAGCCAGGAGUCAGGAGGAACUAUCAAGUGUCUUCCUCCACAGUCUGAGUACUGCUUCUCUUCAUCCUCCCCAUCGUCAUCAUCAUCAACCUCCACCUACAGGCCUGGUGGUGAGUCAGGUGGGAGACAUGUCGACCCUGCGCUUUGGACAGCACCUCAUCAAGGCCUCCUCUGUGUUCCUGCAGACUGAGCUGACCUUUGCUCUGGUCAACAGGAAGCCAGUGGUGCCCGGACACGUGUUGGUGUGUCCUCUGAGACCGGUGGAGCGUUUUCGAGAUCUUCAGCCAGAUGAAGUGGCAGAUUUAUUCAGCACCACACAGAGAGUCUCCAACCUGGUGGAGAGGCACUUCAACGCCACCUCUAUCACCAUCGCCAUCCAGGACGGCCCUGAAGCCGGACAGACCGUGAAGCAUGUCCACGUCCAUGUGCUGCCCAGGAAGGCCGGUGACUUUAAGCGUAAUGACAGCGUGUAUGAUGAGCUCCAGAAACACGACCGAGAGGAUGAGGACAGUCCAUCCAUGUGGAGGUCAGAGGAAGAGAUGGCGGCGGAAGCUUCAGACCUGAGGAAACAGCUUGAGAAGUCCUAAACUCAAUACAGGUCAAGGGUCAGGUCUGCAGAGACUAGACCUGGACCUGAAAUCACUGUAAUAUUAACUUUUAU
Molecule: messenger RNA, 875 nt
Organism: Scomber japonicus (chub mackerel)
Lineage: Eukaryota; Metazoa; Chordata; Actinopteri; Scombriformes; Scombridae
Gene: fhit
Product: fragile histidine triad diadenosine triphosphatase
Exons: 1
Coding region: 343-801 (152 amino acids)
Biological process (GO): diadenosine triphosphate catabolic process; negative regulation of proteasomal ubiquitin-dependent protein catabolic process; intrinsic apoptotic signaling pathway by p53 class mediator
Cellular component (GO): cytoplasm; plasma membrane; nucleus
Molecular function (GO): bis(5'-adenosyl)-triphosphatase activity; ubiquitin protein ligase binding
Source: RefSeq, a predicted model, not a curated record